This is a messenger RNA of Metschnikowia bicuspidata var. bicuspidata NRRL YB-4993, 432 nucleotides long. It is a transcript of the gene MRPL19, whose product is annotated as mitochondrial 54S ribosomal protein uL11m. Gene Ontology annotation, molecular function: large ribosomal subunit rRNA binding; structural constituent of ribosome. Gene Ontology annotation, cellular component: mitochondrial large ribosomal subunit; ribosome. The transcript has a single exon. Lineage: Eukaryota; Fungi; Ascomycota; Pichiomycetes; Serinales; Metschnikowiaceae. The record is from RefSeq and is a predicted model, not a curated record. Bases 1 to 432 code for a protein of 143 amino acids. Gene Ontology annotation, biological process: translation.
AUGUCAGCCAAAAAUGUCAUGGUGAAAUUGAUUGUGGGGGCAGGGCAGGCCGCCCCAGCCCCUCCAGUUGGCCCAGCCUUGGGUUCCAAGGGUGUGAAGGCCAUCGAUUUCUGCAAAGAGUUCAAUGCUAGAACGGCCCAUUAUAACCCCGGCACGCCCAUCCCCGUUCUUUUGACCAUCAAGCCUGACAGAAGCUUUAAUUUCGAGAUGAAAUCUCCCCCAACAUCCUGGCUUUUGUUGAAGGCGGCCAACGCCAAAAAGGGCAGCGACAAGCCCACGCAGAAUAUCGUAGGCACCAUUUCCUUGAAGCACGUGUAUGAGAUCGCCAAGAUCAAGAAGACCGACGAAAGACACAAGAAUGUCGACUUGAAGGCGAUCUGCGGCGCUGUCAUUCUGACGGCCAAGGCUGUGGGUGUGCUGGUGACACCUUGA